CACCAGUUUCUAGAGGAGGAAGAGGAGGCCAGGAUGGCUGCACUGACGGAGGAAGAGGAGCAGAAGAGUCAGAUGAUGAAGGAGAAGAUGGAGGCUCUGAGCAGAGAGAUAGCAGCUCUUUCAGACACAGUCAGAGCCACAGAGGACGAGCUGAGAGCUGAAGACGUCUCAUUCCUGAACAACUACAAGGCUGCAGUGGAAAGAGUCCAGCAGCGCCCCCUGCUGGAGGAUCCACAGCUGCUCUCAGGAGCUCUGAUAGACGAGGCCAAACACCUGGGCAACCUGACCUUCAACAUCUGGAACAAGAUGAAGGACAUGGUCUCCUACACUCCUGUGAUUCUGGACCCAAACACUGCUGAUCCAGAACUUAUCCUGUCUGAAGAUCUGACCAGUGUGAGAGGAGGAGAGAGACAGCAGCUUCCUGAUAAUCCAGAGAGGUUUGAUGAAUACUGGUCUGUUCUGGGCUCUGAGGGAUUUAACUCAGGGACUCACAGCUGGGAUGUCGAGGUAGGAGACAGUACAGGCUGGGCACUGGGUGUAUUAGCAGAGUCUGUCCAGAGGAAGGGAGACAUAGAGUCUGGAUUAUGGAUAAUACAGUUCUAUCAAGAUAAAUACUCAGCAUAUUCACCACCAGCUCCAUUCACUGUUCUCAAAGUGCAGAAAAAGCUCCAGAGGAUCAGAGUGAAUCUGGACUGGAACAGAGGAAAGCUGUCGUUCUCUGAUCUUGAUACUAACACACACAUACACACCUUCACACACACUUUCACUGAGAGGAUGUUUCCAUUCAUUGACACUGGAGAUAAAAUAAAGAUAUCACCACUGAAGGUCUGUGUGACAAAACAACAGGUCUGAUAGAGACUUUAGUCUGAAGGUGGUGAUUAGUAAACAACUCUUCACUUCUUAAAAGUAAAUAUGAGUCUAUCUAUUGAUGUAGAUUGUGUACAUGAGAAAACAAAUGAUGAAUUCAGUUUAAACUUUAUUGAUCUCUGUCUGUCAGAUAUUUGCAGCAGCAAACAGUAACAGGAAAUAAAGGGUGAAAGAAGAGUAGAGCAGAAUAAUGAGGUUAACAUUCAGUAAAACUGAAAAGUAAAACCUGAGUCUUCAGAGCUGCUUUAACUUCCUGUCUGUUCAACUGAACUUCCUGCUUGAUUAUCAAAAUAAGACAAAAAUCAAGUGACCACAUGAAAUGAAUCUGUGGUUUUAAGUUGCUCUCAAUGUUUCACACAGUUCCUACAACAAAUUACAGGAAGAUAGAAAUAGACAUAACUAGAUCAAUUAAACACUUAACUAUAAUGUACAUACAACCUGCUAGAAUAGACAAGUAAAUAAAUAUUGUGGCAGAAAAUUGUUAUUGUGUCUUGAAAUAUAUUUGUGUAAAAUCAAUCAUCCAUAAUUUGAAAUGUAUCCAUGUAUAUUCACAUUCAUACUGUGAUAUUGGCCUGUAUCAUUGUCAUAUGUUAUUCACGUCACUGAGACAGGGAGUCUAGCAUAGCGGCCUUGGAGCCCGGGUGAAGAUAGAGGGGGGAUGAUGCAGAUACACCAGCAGGGCAAGAUUUGGAAUGCAGGGGAAGAACGGGAUCCGGUCACUAUGACCUGCUGCCAGAGACGACGUCAGGAGAAGACGAGUGGGGAAGAACACUGUGGUUAAUCAAAAAGAAAAAACCUCUGUUGGGACUUGUCCGAGGUACACAGUGUAACUUGUCUGGGUCGCAGGGACAGAGGAGGAGGACAUCUCUGAAGGGGGGGUGAAGACUUUGGUAGAAUCGUGGUAUCAAGAAAUGUACAGUGCUAUUGUGAAGUUAGUUGACUCUGGACAGCUCGGUUUACUUGUACUCUGUGUGAUACAAAUAAACCUGCGUGAACUGAAGAAAAUCCAAUCUCUCUUGUGUUCUGUGGGUGUUCGUAAGGUGUUAAGUUUGAACAAAAGUCAUAAAGUCAAUGAAGCUGAUCAUGGACAUGGGAAAAAUACCACAACAAUAUAUUUAUAUAAAACAGUAUAAAAUGUCUAAAUAAAAAGUGUUUCUGAAAAUAUUAAGUAAGAAUGCAAAGCUCAACUUGGACAGAAGUUGGUUGGAAGUUGAGGAUGACUUUUAUAAAACACCAAAGAAUCCAACAAUGACAGCAAAUCUCAUCCUCUCUGUUGGAUGUGUCUUAAUAGGGGAUGAUUCACACUUUUUUUGUCUAUGUUAAACUUCAAGUUUAUUGGGGAAAUGUAAAAAUGGUCCACCCUGUGGAUCCACCAUCCGCAGGGACAAG
Messenger RNA from Anarrhichthys ocellatus (wolf-eel), 2256 nucleotides. RefSeq names its product nuclear factor 7, ovary-like. Lineage: Eukaryota; Metazoa; Chordata; Actinopteri; Perciformes; Anarhichadidae. The annotation marks the transcript as partial. The record is from RefSeq and is a predicted model, not a curated record. The transcript is spliced from 2 exons. Gene Ontology annotation, molecular function: protein binding.